Molecule: messenger RNA, 2109 nt
Organism: Didymodactylos carnosus
Lineage: Eukaryota; Metazoa; Rotifera; Eurotatoria; Philodinida; Philodinidae
Source: the annotation of a GenBank genome assembly
AUGGCAUGUCAUCUUCCAGAAACAUCCAAGACAUUAAUAAAUAGUAGUAUUCAAAUCAAAGAUGAAACGAUAUCACUUUUACCGGAACCAGUGAAAAAAUCGACUAAUCUCGAAACAUUUUCACUUAUCUGGCUUGAUGCCAAUGUUCACAUUACAAAAGAUAAUAUUGAUUCACAAGUAAAAUUAAGAGAAGCAAUUAAUUUUUUACAAAUAUUCGACGAAGCGGAUAAAUGUGAAGAAAAUAUAAAGAGUAUCGUACAUGAAAAAGUUGUCUUUAUUGUAUCAGGAAAACUUGGACGGGAAGUUGUACCACGUUUGCACGAUUUACCGCAGUUAAACUGCAUUUAUAUCUAUUGCUUAGAUAAAGCUGGUAAUAAGCAAUGGUCGGAUAAAUAUUCAAAGGUUAAAGGAGUAUUUACCGAUUUAGAUGAACUUAUUAAACGUAUCACAAAAGAUCAGGAAAUACGAGAAAAAGUAGAAGAUUUAGUUGCAAUAUCAAUUUUUAAUCGAAUGGACAAAGAAAGCACACAUAAAAAUCUCAAAUCUGAAAAUAGUUCAUUUAUGUGGUUCCAGUUACUUAUUGAAAUAUUAAUUUGUAUGGAACACAGUUUAACAGCAAAACAAGAAUUGAUUAACAUUUGUAGACAACAAUAUAAAAAUAAUACAAAAGAACUAACUAUUAUUGAUGAAUUUGACAGUGAUUAUGAUUGCUCGAAUGCUAUUUGGUGGUAUACAAGAGAAAGCUGUAUAUAUCGUCUUUUAAACAAGGCUUUACGUAUUCAAGAUAUAGACAUUUUAUUUGCUUUUCGUUUUUAUAUUACGGACAUAUUUAACAAACUUGAUGAAGAGCAUAAAAAAUUUAAAAAUUCGUUAAUCGAGCAAUUCAUUCGUGUGUAUCGUGGACAAGUCAUUUCUACGGAUGAAUUUAAUAGAAUGCGUAAAAGUAUUGGUGAAUUUAUUUCAAUAAAUUCUUUCUUUUCAACCAGUCAAAAUCGACAACUCGCUCUUGAAUUUAUUAAUACUAUAACACCUACAAAUGAUUUAAAACAAAUUUUAUUUGAGAUUACAGUUGAUAUUCGUUUAUCAACAAAGCCAUUUGCCGAUGUAACAAAAUUAAGUUUUUUUAAAGAGGAAGAGGAAAUUAUUUUCAUGCUUGGUUCAGUAUUUAGAAUUACUAAUGUUAUUUAUAGCAAAGAAGAGCAGGUGUGGGUUGCUAAAUUAGUCUUAUGCAAUGAAAAUGAUCACGAUUUGAAAGAUUUAUUUGCUUAUCAUAAAAAGAAGAUUGGUAAAGAAUCUACAACUGUUGUUUCAUUAGGAGAUUAUUUGUUUAAAAUGGGAGAAUUUGAUAAAGCAAAACAAUACUACAAUCGUAUUCUUGUUGAAUUAUCAACGAUUGAUCUGUCUACUGCAAACUGUUAUUUUGGAUUAGGUAAUGUUGCAAUUGAACAAGAUGAAUAUUCUUCAGCGCUCGAUUACCACCGCAAAGCUCUUGAUAUCAAACAAAAAUUGUUGCCUGGCAAUGAUCCUAAAGUAGCAUCGAGUUAUAACCAAAUUGGUGCUGCUUAUCGACGGUUAGGUAUAUAUGAUCAGGCUCUUCAAUACACUUACACCGGUUUAAAAAUAAGACUAGAAUGUCUUGAUAAUAACGAUGCCGAUCUUGCACAAAGUUACCGUGAUAUCGGACUUGUAUAUUAUCGUCUAGAAAUGAACAGUCAAGCAUUAAUACACUUAAAAAAAGCACAUGACAUCUACGUUGAGGUUCUUCCAGAAAAUCAUCCUGAUAUAGCUGAAAAUCUAGGCUAUAUUGGCUAUGUUUAUAAUGCUACUGAAGAAUACGAUCUAGCUCUCCAGUACUACAAAAAUGCACUCGAUAUUGAUACAAAGUCUCUACCAGAAAACCAUCCAGAUAUCGGAGUCAUUUCUCAAGCUAUUGGCGGUGUUCUUUUGCAGCAAAAAAAUGAUUAUAGUACUGCACUUCAUUAUUUUAACCAAGCACUGACAAUCUUUCGUAAGUCUUUGCCACCAUCUCAUGAAUUCAUUGAAGAUGUUCAGGCUAUGGUGAAACUUACAACAUCAAUAUUAUCGACAAAGUCAGAUGAAAAAGAUUGA